Molecule: messenger RNA, 1064 nt
Organism: Coniophora puteana RWD-64-598 SS2
Lineage: Eukaryota; Fungi; Basidiomycota; Agaricomycetes; Boletales; Coniophoraceae
Product: NAD(P)-binding protein
Exons: 5
Coding region: 70-957 (295 amino acids)
Source: RefSeq, a predicted model, not a curated record
GGCGAGGUGAUACUACCCUGAACUUGUCCUUCCUUUCAGUACUCGACGACGCAUAUCACCCUCAAUCUCAUGGCGAACAGUUCGAAAAUUUGGCUCAUCACCGGCGCCUCUUCAGGUUUCGGCCUCGCCAUGACCGAGUACCUCCUUUCCAAAGGCGACACCGUGAUCGCGACUCUCCGUAACCCCUCCGCCAUCUCCCAUCUCUCAUCGAAGUACCCCUCCUCGCAGCUUGAUGUCGUCCAGCUCGACGUCUCGCAGCGCGCGCAGGUUGUCGCUGCGUUUGCACACGUCAAGGAGAAGUUCGGAAGGCUGGAUGUUGUGUUCAACAACGCGGGCGUGAACAUUCUCGGCGAGGUAGAGAGCCUGAUGGACAACGAGGGCUAUAUGGAGGAUGCAAAGAAGGCUUUCGACACCAAUUUCUGGGGGGCUGCGUAUGUGAGUGGGGAGGCGGUAAAGUUCUUUAGAGAAGUGAAUCCGAAGGGAUAUGGCGGGAGGCUUUUGCAAACGUCGAGCACGUUGGGCGUCAAUGGGAGGCCAUGCGCGGGGUUCUAUGCUGCUUCUAAGCAUGCACUCGACGGCCUCAGCGAUUCGCUUGUCCAAGAACUUGACCCGAGCUGGAAUAUCAAGGUAACCGUCAUCUGCUCUGGUCCCUUCCUCACCUCCUUCGUUGGCACGAACCAGUGGCUACCCGAACAACACCCUGCAUACGCCGCGCCCGACUCCGCCUCGUCCAAGUUCCGCCACUUCCUGACGAAUCCGCCACCGAUCUUCGCAGACCCUGCCGAGGGCGUCAAGGUCGUCGAGAAGCUGGUACACAUCGAGGGCCCGCCGCUGCGCUUCCCGUUGCAUGUGAUCGCGGCGGACAGGAUGCGCGAACGCGCAACCCGGCUGAAGGAGGAUGCGGACGCGUAUCAAAGCUGGUCGGAGGGGUUUUCGGGAACGGGAGCACGCAUAUAGUAGGGGCAUGUGUAUGUUUUACAGUAAAGUGGCAACCUAAAGAGUUGAUAAGUCAGUUAAUGACUUGUAGGACGUAGACAGGAAAAAUCAGAGAGAAGAUAAAACUG